Messenger RNA from Papaver somniferum (opium poppy), 1458 nucleotides. Its product is annotated as putative disease resistance protein RGA3. The transcript is spliced from 3 exons. Lineage: Eukaryota; Viridiplantae; Streptophyta; Magnoliopsida; Ranunculales; Papaveraceae. The record is from RefSeq and is a predicted model, not a curated record. Gene Ontology annotation, molecular function: ADP binding. Bases 1 to 1458 code for a protein of 485 amino acids. Gene Ontology annotation, biological process: defense response to fungus.
AUGUCUGCAACCGAAGGCAAUAUCUCUUGGAGAUUAUCUCAUGUGUUACUCAAUAAUAAAAACUAUGUUCUUUGGUCCCAAAUAGUAGCCUUGGCUAUUGGUGGAAAGAAGAAAAUCUUAGAAAAUAUUCUAGAGUCCAUUACUGAAAAAAAGAGUCCUGGGGUGACAAACGUUGAUGUACUAGUGAGGAAUGUCCAGGAAGUUAUUGCUGGGAAGAAAUAUUUGAUAGUAUUGGAUGAUGUCUGGAAUGACAAUGCGGAAGACUGGGAUAAACUUAUGAGUUUUUUAAGCGUGGGUGCUCCGGGGAGCAAAAUCUUAGUAACUACUCGUAGUGAGCAUGUUGCAGCUAUUGUUAGAGGUGCAAUUCCACCGUACAGUUUAACAGCCUUAUCAGAUCAAGAUUUCUGGUCGAUUAUCAAGAACAAGGCAUUUUCGCCUGGUGGAGCACUGGAGACUGAAACUUUGACAAAAAUUGAAGAGGAGAUUGCAACAAGAUGUUCGGGCUUACCAAUUGCAGCUAAUUUUCUUGGAAGUCUGAUGCGCUUGAAACGUAAGGAGUCUGACUGGUUAGCCAUCCGAGACAAUGGAUUUCUUCAUCAAUCUAAUGAAGGAGGAUACCAAAAAUCACUAGAAGAUAUUGGUAACGAUCAUUUCCAUCGUUUGUUGUCGAAUUCUUUCUUUCAAGAUGUAAAAAAGGAUAAGCUAGGCGACAUAGAGAAAGUCAAAAUGCAUGAUUUGGUUCAUGAUCUUGCAUUAAGUGUCGUUGGGAGUCAUGAAGCCAUGACUCUGAAUGCACGUGAAAUGAAGAAGCAUGCAUCUGAUAUUCGUCGUGUACAACUAGUUCUCGACCAGACAGCAUCGCCUAAUGUCUUGAAUAGUGCAGAAAAGUUGCGCACACUGUUUUGCAGAGAAGAAGAUGAAUUACGGCUGGGUCCAAUUAGCAACAAGCGUUUACGAGUAAUAUUUUCUCUCGGUCAUAACAGUCUAGAAAUUCCAUCCACCCCAUUUAAGUUCAAGCACUUGAGGUACCUUGAGAUCAUCUCUCUCACAACUCCAAAUGUUCAUCUUUCUUCCAUCAGUCAACUCUACAAUCUGCAGGUUAUGAACCUCCGUGGAUGCGAAGAUGUCCAGAAAAUACUCAAAGAACUUGGGUCUUUGAUUAAUUUACGUCAUCUUAAUCUCUCUGAAUCGGACGUGGAAGUGAUACCUGGUUCCAUCCUCAGGCUCACCAAUUUGCAGACUUUAUAUAUGGGAAGUUGUGAAUAUUUAAAAGCCUUGCCAGUAAACAUCGGAUCUCUCCAACAAUUGUCAGUUCUUGAUGUUUCCGGAACAUCUACGGAAGACUUGCCCGAUUCAGUCACGAGCAUCUACAAUUUAAGGAGAUUGGAAUUCCACAAUUGCGAGAGCCUAAAAUCGUUACCCCAUAACCUUGGAGCGCUCACAAUUAAGGUUACUUGA